GAAUGCUUGAAUAUACCUUUCUUGCAACAAUGCCACUUGGUGUUUUCAGCAUGUACUUUGAUCAUCUGGGAAUUUUAAGUCAUAUAAGUUUUAAUAGCACAUCUGAAGAUGGUUUGUCAGUUUCUGUGCUGGACAUGCCCACUUUAAUGAAGGUGAACUAUAGACCACCAUCUGUAAUGGGAAUUGCUGUUCCACUCACAGAUAAUUUUUAUAAUGCAGAUCCAAGUAAACCUAGAAUGAGAAAUUAUUUUGAAGGAUCAAAAGCCUCUGGAAAGUACAAACAAUGUGCUAACAAAUCAAGCCGAGCCCAGUGCAAAUGUGCUGAUCAUAUGAAACUGUCAUUUUCUGUUGCCUUUUCAGAUUGUAAAGAGAAGGCUCUGCGGAUGAAAUUUCCAGUAAAGGACCUUCCUCUCUAUUUUGUUGUGGAAGAUGAGGGUUAUCUUGUUAAUCUGACAUCUCCUUAUUUUAUUACCAUACAUGAAGUAAACAAUCGGACAAACUGGGUAAUUUCAGGUACCAACAAAACAUUAAGUUUGACAAAACUAAGGAUGUACUUGGAGAAGCAGGUCAAAACCAAGUUGUAUAAUCCAGAUGGGCUAACUAUAUCAAUAACUGGAUCUGAACUUUUCCAUUUUAGAGUAUCCACUAUUCCUGGAGUCUCCUUUUGCAAUUUAUUUGAUGAAUUUCAGAUUUAUGUUGAUGAUGCACCAUUGGCUUUUCCAGGACAGUACCUCAUCAGUACAAUUGUAGCUGUGUUAGUAGGAGGGAUUCUCUUUGCGGCUUUUCUUCUGCACAACUAUGAAAUCCAGAUAAUAAAUUUUUUUAAAAGGAAAAAAAUCAGAAACAAAGUAGAAUCAAAAACUUCAGUUACCAGUAAAGAAUCAUCUGAGAGCAACAAAUCAUAAUUGUCAAUUAU
Messenger RNA from Notechis scutatus (mainland tiger snake), 916 nucleotides. The record is from RefSeq and is a predicted model, not a curated record. Lineage: Eukaryota; Metazoa; Chordata; Lepidosauria; Squamata; Elapidae.